AACACCACUACCAGAUGAUAUGGGUACUACUACUACUAGUAUCUACGAAAUGAUCGAGGGGAAGAACAAGAAAGCACUAGAAUUCAUUGAAGAAGUAACGACUAAUGCUGAACAAGUCCAGAAGAGAGUUCUCUAUGAGAUUCUAUAUCGUAAUGAACACGUCGAGUACUUGCAACGACAUCGUUUAAAUGGUCACACAGACAGUGAGACCUUUAAGGAGAUGGUGCCCAUAAUCACUUAUGAAAAUCUCAAGCCUGAUAUCGACCGUAUCAUCGCUAAAGGUAAUACUUACUCACCACCAAUCCUAUGUGCACAACCCAUUUCCAAGUUUUACUGUACCUCAGGGACUUCAUCUGGAGUGAGGAAACCAAUACCAAUAACAGAAGAAGACAAUGAACGAAGAGGGUUUUUCCAAAGCCUUCUACUGCCUGUCCUAAAUCAAUAUAUACCUGGUUUAGACAACGGGAAAGCGAUGUUCAUUUCGAUUGUACAACCUGAAGAUCCAACCCCGGGAGGAAUAAGACUUACGUCAUCUAGUACAGGCCGUUACAAGUCAACAUAUUUUAUGCAAGACAAGAACUUUACUAGCCCCGUGGAAACCAUUCUUUGUGAAGAUUUAUAUCAAAGCAUGUACUCUCAGUUGCUUUGUGGUCUUUGUCAUAACAAAAUAGUAGUCCGUUUCGGAGCAGGUUUUGCUACUAGAUUGGUUCGAGUCAUAACGUUCUUAAAGGAACAUUGGACUCACCUCUGUAAUGAUAUACGAACUGGAACUAUAAAUUAUGCACAAAUCACUGACCCAUUAGUGCAGAAGGCAGUGUUGGAAGUACUUCAGAAAAGCUCCAGUCCGGAACUUGCAAAUUUUAUCGAGACUGAAUGUAUGAGAGAUGAAGCAUCAUGGAAAGGGAUCAUAUCAAGGUUAUGGCCUAACACUAAAUAUAUCGAGGCUAUUAUAACUGGGAGCAUGUCUCAGUACAUUCCAACUAUUGAUUUUUACAGCAAUGGUCUACCAAUCGUUUCAUGUAGAUAUUCCACUUCCGAAUGCUACAUGGGUAUAAACCUUAACCCUCUAUCUAAACCUGAUGAAGUAUCCUACACCCUCAUCCCUACCAUGGCAUAUUAUGAAUUCUUGCCAGUGCAUGAUGACAGCAGAAACAAUUGCGAUUCCCUAAAUCUAGAGAAGGAACUCGUUGAUCUUACAUCUGUUGAACUGGGAAGAGAAUAUGAGCUCGUUAUCACGACUUAUACCGGACUUUAUAGAUAUAGAGUUGGAGAUGUGCUAAGAGUCUCUGGAUUUAAGAACAAUGCUCCUCAAUUUAAAUACUUGGGCAGGAAUAACAAACUGGUGAGUAUUGCUACCGAAAGGAUUGACGAAGUGGAUCUUCAAAAUGGCGUGAACAUUGCUGCAAACCAUCUUAUGAAAUUCAUUCAUGUCUAUCUUGUUGAUUACACUUGCUUUACUGAUACUACAUCAACUACUCCAGGACAUUAUGUACUCUACUUUGAAAUUCAGUACUACGACAUUGGCAAAACCUCAAUUUCUCGGUCCUUGGUAUUUGAGGAAUGUUGUCUCGCAUUCGAAGAAUCUCUCGGCAGUCACUAUUGCUGUGUCCGUCACGAGGGGACAGUUGGACCUCUAGAGAUAAAGAUAGUCGACGAAGGAACGUUUGACAAGCUUAUGAAUUAUGCAAUCAGCCAAGGUGCUCCAGUUAGUCAAUACAAAACACCACGAUGCGUGAAACUUGCUCCCUUUGUUGAGCUUCUCAAUUCUAGUGUUGUUUCAAAUUACUACAGCCAGACUUGUCCCAAGUAUAAUGGUAUGCAAGUAUAGGGAUCAACUUUGUGGCAUGGAAUUCUCUUGUGAAUGUACUUUCACUAUCUAGAGUUAUCUCAAGUUUGCAAAAGAUUACUGAUUUGGAGAUUUAGUCUUUUUUGAGUUUUUCAUCCUUUCUUGCCGUACAAGUUCC
Papaver somniferum (opium poppy) is the source of this 1964-nucleotide messenger RNA. RefSeq names its product indole-3-acetic acid-amido synthetase GH3.6-like. The transcript has 2 exons. NCBI's taxonomy places the organism in Eukaryota, Viridiplantae, Streptophyta, Magnoliopsida, Ranunculales, Papaveraceae. Gene Ontology annotation, molecular function: indole-3-acetic acid amido synthetase activity. Gene Ontology annotation, cellular component: cytoplasm. The record is from RefSeq and is a predicted model, not a curated record. The coding region runs from base 20 to 1828 and encodes 602 amino acids.